UAUCAAAAUACUGUACUGAUCGGCGAGAUGAUUUCUCGAUUCAUCAUGACAGGAUUGAUAGGAAUCUUCGUGGUGAUCCCUUUGACGACGCUUUCAUACCAGCCCAGAGCAAAGAUGCAGUUAGGAGUCGUCUCAGCAUGUGUUGUAGCAUUCUCAUGUCUAGUUUCCGCUUUUCUCAAAGUCAGAAGCGUGGAGAUGAUGAUGGUGACAACUGCUUAUAGCGCCAUCCUCACUGUUUUAAUGUCAGAUAUGUAA
Molecule: messenger RNA, 255 nt
Organism: Colletotrichum graminicola M1.001
Lineage: Eukaryota; Fungi; Ascomycota; Sordariomycetes; Glomerellales; Glomerellaceae
Exons: 1
Source: RefSeq, a predicted model, not a curated record